AUGUACUUGGGAUACGACCAACACAAUGAUCAGUACAAGAUUAUGCGAACGAUUAGGAGGGAGACGCAAGUUAGAUGUCUUGAAUAUAGUGUAUGUACGUUGAGACUAGGUGAUCAAUCUUCUUUUUCAUCCUGGAGGCGCGUUGAAGGUGGUAAAUCCGAUUAUUUUCGCGAUACUAAUGCAUUAUGCAUCAAUGGAGUUGUGUAUUAUGGAGCUCCAUCAAACAGCUUUGACAUGAAUCACAUGAUUGUGAGUUUUGAUGUUGCAUCUGAACGGUUACUAUUCCUGGAAGCACCUAAAGAGAAAAUGUUACUUCGUCUAAUAAACUACCAAGGAAAACUAGGCUGCUUUUGCCGCACCAAUGAUAACAGUUAUAGUUUGUGGAUUCUUGAUGAUGCUAAGAAGCAGAUUUGGUUCAAGACUUGUGUUUUUUCGCCUUCUUUUGAUGAUUUAUAUCGGAAACUCAGCCUACGAACUUGCGGCGCCACUGAUGAUGGAGAGAUCGUUUUUGUGUCACAAUUAGUAAAUGAUGUCUUUGAAAUAUUCUAUUACGAUUUGAAGAAGAACAAUGUGAGUAAAAUUGUUAGAAAUGGAGAUAUCUCCGAGGAUGGUGACCGUAGGCCUCCUCGUAGCCUUCCUAUGCAUCUUAUUAGUUCACUAGAGAAUAUCCGGGCUACGCCCGGGUACGUUUCUUUAUAG
Microthlaspi erraticum is the source of this 699-nucleotide messenger RNA. NCBI's taxonomy places the organism in Eukaryota, Viridiplantae, Streptophyta, Magnoliopsida, Brassicales, Brassicaceae. The record is from the annotation of a GenBank genome assembly.